Molecule: messenger RNA, 1069 nt
Organism: Sitodiplosis mosellana (orange wheat blossom midge)
Lineage: Eukaryota; Metazoa; Arthropoda; Insecta; Diptera; Cecidomyiidae
Gene: mRpL15
Product: 39S ribosomal protein L15, mitochondrial
Exons: 3
Coding region: 87-992 (301 amino acids)
Biological process (GO): translation
Cellular component (GO): mitochondrial large ribosomal subunit
Molecular function (GO): structural constituent of ribosome
Source: RefSeq, a predicted model, not a curated record
AUUUUCAGGUUAUGUUUCAUUUGAAUCAAAGUCAAAAAGAAAACAUCGUAGAUUUUAGUGUAAAGUUGAUGUAAAAUUGUGCGAGAAUGUCGUAUAUAAAACAUACUGAAAAAGCGUUGAAUAUUCUACGUGGUUUGCCACGAGUAUCGUUGGGAAAUCUGCGCGAUAAUCCAGGAGCGCAUAAAGACAACAGGAGAGGACGAGGUCAACACGGCGGAGACAAGCACGGUGCUGGUAACAAAGGUUCUGGUCAACGACAAAAUUACAUGCGUCUUGGAUAUGAAACCGGGAACUUCCCAUUCUAUCGACGAUUUCCAUUGGAACCAUACUACAAGGGCCACCACUUACGACGUGAAUACAUCCCGAUUACAAUGGAUCAAUUGCAAAUGAUGAUCGACACGAAUCGUUUAGACGCAUCGAAACCAAUUGACCUGGUCCAAAUGUGUAACACCGGCUUGUUUAAACUACAACCGGACAGUCGACAGUAUGGAUUUGCAUUGAAGGACGAUGGUAUUGAGAAAUUCACAGCAAAAGUGCAUCUCGAGGUGCAGCAUGCAAGUGAACUGGUUAUUUCACACAUUGAAAAAUUGGGUGGCGUCAUUCGAACCGCUUACUUCGAUAUGUACGCACUCAUGGCAAUGAAAAAUCCAAAGUUAUUCUUCGAAAAGGGCGUACCAAUUCCAGAACGAAUGAUUCCACCACAAGAUGCCAUUGAAUACUAUACCGAUCCACAGACACGCGGCUACUUGGCCGAUCCAGAAGCCAUCAGUCGCGAACGUUUGGUGUUGGCCCAAAAGUACGGCUAUGAACUGCCGAAAAUCGAAGAUGACCCACAGUACGAAAUGUUCUGCGAAGCGAAAGAUCCACGACAAAUUUUUUUCGGAUUAGAACCAGGAUGGGUGGUCAACUUACCCGAUCAAACAAUCAUCAAACCAAUUUCAGAGAGUCAAAGUCAACAGCAAAAAGAAAUAAAAGCCGAAGCCAACGCUUAAAUAUGUGUUUACUUUAAGCAUUUUUGACUUGUUUAUAGCCUUUUUGUGUAAUAAAAUAUAUUGUUAAUUUUAGCAAA